UGUUAGAUCGUAAAAGUUCAGAAGACAAGAAUGGAGAGAAAACUUCUUUGAUUCUUCUACUCGUUGUUUGUGAGAGAUUCAACUUGGUUUUGGAGAACGCCAAAGCAGAAGUUUAAGCACUUAAAGCACUCAAUUUAUCGGUGAUUAAGCUUUUAUUUGGUUGUUCUUGAAUUAUAUUGGAUCCACUCUAUUGCAUAACAUUUCGUUCAAAGAAGAAAAUGAUGUCUCCAAGGCAAGUCUCUGAAGAUCGGGGUUCUCCCCAUUUCAGGCACACCCCUUUGCAGAUAAUCCACCUUAUUGGUAACUUCAUGAGAAUAUGGUCAGUGUACUCCAUGUACCACUAUUUGACUCAAACAGGAGCUCCAGUCAUUCUUUUUUUCUUCUGUUGUCUGGUGCCAGCAUCCAUCCUUUUUUUAAUAAUUCAAAAGCCUUGGAAGGGCAGGCCACUCUCAAAUCAACAGGUUGUACCUUCUAUAAUAAAUGGUGGAAUAACAGCUUUAUACUUCAUCAUGUGGGGAAAAGGCCUCAAAUCAUGUGGACCAGCGAGAGCUAUAUUGGCAGAGUACUCUGGCGCUGUUCUUGGAGUAUUGUCUGCAGUGUUAUAUGGACGGAGGGGCCGUGUUUGGAAGAAGGUAGGUGGUCUUAUUGCAAUGUUGGCAUCCUUCUACUUACUAUCUCAGGGGUGGGCCAUGGCAACAUACUCUCCAUUCUCGUCAAAAGAUGGCCCUGAAACUGAGGUUCAGACAGAGCAAGUGUUGGGUAUGAAAGAAAUGAUAGUUCCCCUUUUUGCUGGAAUCUUAUCAGCACUGAGAAGGGUGAUUGCACGGCGUGUGUCUCUCAAGAAUCAACUUAAAAGACGGCUCCAUGCCAUAACUAUUGCUUCUGCAACAUGCUUUCUGUUUCCUGUGGCCAUGUGGGACAUGAUCAUAGGAUCACCUUCUGAUACCGGUGUGGAGUUGCCAUUCUCUGCCUGGGCAUUUCUGAGCACCAUUCUCUUUGGAGUUAUGAUGAUAUUCUAUGUUGACAGUAUUGCAGAAGAAAGAUUACACAUGGUUUUUUCUUCUCCGAGGCAUUUAAUGGUAGCCGGAGGAUGCAUCAUCGUCAUGGAGAUUGUGUACAACAUGGACUUCUCUCUACCAGGCUUCCUAGUUUGCUGCUUAAUAUUGGGAUUUGGGAUAUAUGAGGCAACUUCUUUAGAUCGUACAAGGAAAGAUUCUUUUCAAGAUUCUGAUUUAUCGAAUGAGGUGUUAGGUGAUCAAAUCCAAAUGUCUUCACUUCCAACUUGAAUUGUCAAUUAUAGCAUUUAUAUCCAGAGCAGUUCCGUUGUCUUGCAGAUACGUUGGUUCUUUAUAUCCAGACAUUGAUUAGCAGGAAGGAGAAAAUAUAUCUUGCAUCAGUCUUAUGGGACUCCAAGGUAAAUACUUGGUUUUGAACUGCUGGAUACACAUGCUUAUUGUUCAUGGUUUGGAUGUGUAUCUGGCAUUUUGGGGGAUUGGGCGGUUGUAUCAUUGCUUUCUGUCAUUGCUACUUACAGUCUCGAUAGUUAAAAUUACACUUGUCUGCUGAAAGAAUAUACCUGCACUAAUCUGUGAUGGGCGAGAUAAUCCUUUCUCCUAGAAUUCAUUGAAGGAAGGUGCAUUCAAAUUGUUGGAUAUUAAUGCUAUCUCACAUGUUCAUGAUAACCCCUUAUGGCUUUCAUGUGUGAAUCAAUGCACUCUUCUUGAAUGUAGUGCUACCUCAUUAAUUCAUAUGGAUUUCUUGUUAGCCAA
This is a messenger RNA of Carya illinoinensis, 1769 nucleotides long. RefSeq lists its product as uncharacterized. The coding region runs from base 219 to 1286 and encodes 355 amino acids. The transcript has 11 exons. Lineage: Eukaryota; Viridiplantae; Streptophyta; Magnoliopsida; Fagales; Juglandaceae. The record is from RefSeq and is a predicted model, not a curated record.